This is a messenger RNA of Momordica charantia (bitter melon), 2395 nucleotides long. Its product is annotated as protein REDUCED WALL ACETYLATION 3. The record is from RefSeq and is a predicted model, not a curated record. Gene Ontology annotation, cellular component: Golgi apparatus. Gene Ontology annotation, biological process: xylan biosynthetic process; xyloglucan metabolic process; plant-type secondary cell wall biogenesis. Lineage: Eukaryota; Viridiplantae; Streptophyta; Magnoliopsida; Cucurbitales; Cucurbitaceae. Gene Ontology annotation, molecular function: acetyltransferase activity.
UCCACAGCGUAAUCGAAUCGUCGUUCGGAGUGAAAAGAAAGCGGCAACCACAGCGAAACCAGCGUCCCAACAGCAACAACCGCUGAGAGAAGAGAGAAAUUCGGAGAGAGCUCUGAGAGAGAGUAUUCUGAUUCUGGAAGCGUAAGGCUUCCUCUGAAUCUUCAGCUCAAUCCUUGUGUUUGGAUCUGCUCUUCUCUCAAUCUGCCUGUUUUGGAUCCUCAUGAUUGGAUCCUUGUGAUCAUUCUCUCUCGCAUUCUAUAUCUGAUGUCUUGAGAGUGACGCUGCAUCCAUCGCGAUUCUUCGUUCCGUUUCCGUUUCAGUUAGGAUUGGUGAUGGAGGCCUCUGUUAUUACUCCUGGACAGAUAUCAUUCCUUCUUGGAGUAUCUCCCAUCUUUGUUUCAUGGAUAUACGCAGAAUUCCUUGAAUAUAGGAAAUCUUCAACUCCUUCUAAAGCUCAUUCAGACAUUAAUCUGCCUGAAUUGGGAGUUGGGACAAUAAAAGAAGAUGAUCAAGCCGUUCUAUUGGAAGGAGGUCUGACUAGAUCAGCGUCUGCAAAGAUUCAUAAUUCGUCCAUCAUAACGAAUUUGAUAAGGUUUUUCACACUGGAUGACUCUUUCUUGCUAGAAAAUCGAGCUACCUUGAGAGCAAUGUCUGAAUUCGGAGUGAUUCUGUUGUAUUUCUUUGUCUGUGACCGUACAUCUAUUCUGGCAGAUUCGAAGAAGAAUUACAACCGUGACCUCUUUCUAUUUCUCUACAUCAUUCUCAUCAUUGUUUCAGCAGCAACGUCCUUAAAAAAGCACGGUGACAAGUCAGCAUUCUCUGGGAAAUCUAUUCUUUACCUUAAUAGGCAUCAGACAGAGGAGUGGAAAGGAUGGAUGCAGGUUCUUUUCUUAAUGUAUCAUUAUUUUGCUGCUGCAGAGAUAUACAAUGCAAUACGUAUGUUUAUUGCUGCAUAUGUCUGGAUGACCGGAUUUGGAAAUUUUUCCUAUUAUUAUAUCCGAAAGGAUUUCAGCGUUGCUCGCUUUGCUCAGGUUAUACAUUUUCUUUCCUUAUGCUUAAAACUGUUUCUACCUUCAAAGCUCUAUAUACCACCCGGCCAAAAAAAUGUUGAUGAAAGAACUUCUGUUAAUAUCUAUUAUUGUAUGCAGAUGAUGUGGCGGCUAAAUUUCUUCGUUAUCUUUUGCUGUAUCAUUCUCAAUAACGAUUAUAUGCUGUACUACAUCUGCCCAAUGCAUACACUUUUCACUCUAAUGGUUUAUGGAGCUCUGGGUAUUUUUAACAAGUAUAACGAGAAAAGCUCAGUGAUAGCAGUGAAGUUUCUUGCUUGCUUUCUUGUUGUAAUCCUCAUUUGGGAAGUUCCUGGUGUUUUCGAUGCAUUUUGGAGUCCUUUGACAUUCCUUUUAGGUUAUACUGAUCCUUCAAAACCUCAACUCCCUAAAUUGCAUGAAUGGCAUUUCAGAUCUGGACUCGACCGGUAUAUUUGGAUUAUCGGAAUGAUCUAUGCCUAUUUUCAUCCCAAUGUUGAAAAAUGGAUGGAGAAAUUAGAGGAAGCUGAAACCAGGAAGAGAAUAUCAAUUAAAGCGUGCAUAGUUUCAGUUGCUUUAUUCGUUGGUUAUAUGUGGUACGAGUGGAUUUAUAAGCUGGAUAAAAUUACAUAUAACAAGUAUCAUCCUUACACAUCAUGGAUUCCCAUAACUGUUUAUAUUUGCCUGCGGAAUUUUACCCAACAGUUUCGGAACUACUCUUUGACGCUCUUUGCGUGGCUCGGCAAGAUUACCCUUGAAACUUACAUUUCACAGUUUCACAUAUGGUUGAGAUCAAAUGUGCCCAAUGGACAACCUAAGUGGCUUCUGUGUAUCAUUCCAGAUUAUCCUUUGCUCAAUUUCAUGCUCACUACCGCAGUCUAUAUCUUUCUCUCUCUUAGGAUAUUUGAAUUGACAAAUACACUUAAGGCAGCCUUUAUUCCCACGAAAGAUGAUAAGCGUCUACUGCAUAAUUUAGUUGCUGCAUCUGCAAUUGGUUUAUGUUUAUACAGCAUCUCGUUGAUUUUCUCCGGUUUCUUCAUUUGACGAUAUUAAUGUGAAUCCAUGGACUAGAGCAAUUUCUGCAGUUGUUUAUUUCCAGUUGGAAAUGUGCACCAGUGAAAUAUGGAGUUGAAGUUUUUGGUUGCAAAUCGAACCCGUUUUCGAUAGGCCCUCCUCAAAGACGAGGCUGCAGAAAUACGCAGGCAGAAAAGAAUUUUUUUGUUACAUUUCCAUUCCCCUCUCCCCAAAGAAAAAAUAGCCGAUUUUGGUGGCGCAGCAUUGGUCUUUGAUGUAUUAUAGUAUUCAAAAUUGAAGUUAUGACAAUUUGCAAAAAAUCUAUAUCCAUUUCCAUCUUCUAGAAAGUUAUUAUA